Molecule: messenger RNA, 2150 nt
Organism: Linum trigynum
Lineage: Eukaryota; Viridiplantae; Streptophyta; Magnoliopsida; Malpighiales; Linaceae
Source: the annotation of a GenBank genome assembly
GCCAUUCCCUCGAUUUUCUCUGUUACAACUUGCAAGUAAUUGAAAAGAAAACCCAAAAGAUGACUAAAGACUAAACCUUUAACAAAUCCCACCCACGUUCUUGUUCUCGAGAGACGGUCUACGAAAAAUUUAUCGCCAUCAGUUCUUGUUCCGACCUCAAGAGAAACAAGAAACUCGAAUCUGCGGAGGAAGGUAUAUGCCACCAAUUCACUUUCCUCCCGUUCCAAUUCAUGCCCCCAAUUCCAACAGAUCUUUCUUUGAUGUUCCAGGCAAAACCGAAGCCCAGUUGACUUACUAUACCCAUCUUCCAGAUCGCCGGUAAAGGCCUCAAACUCGAGUACUUCCCCCUUUCGCCUAUCGCCCUUUCCUCUAGGGCGGGCGGAUGGGUGAAGAGGAGGCAAUCUCGAGUGAUGUUGAAAGCGAAACCAGCACUAAUUCUUCAAGACCAAAACUGACGGUAUUGCCUCUAAUUGCUCUAAUUUUCUACGAGGUCUCUGGUGGUCCAUUUGGUGUUGAAGAUUCAGUCAAAGCUGGAGGAGGUCCAUUACUGUCUCUCCUCGGAUUCUUGAUCUUCCCUCUCAUUUGGAGCGUCCCUGAAGCUCUAAUCACGGCAGAGCUAGCAACAAGCUUCCCCGAGAAUGGAGGGUACGUCAUUUGGAUUGCUUCUGCUUUUGGUCCCUUCUGGGGUUUCCAAGAAGGAUUUUGGAAAUGGUUUAGUGGGGUUAUGGACAAUGCACUUUACCCUGUCUUGUUCCUCGAUUACUUGAAGCAUUCUUUUCCAAUUUUCAACCACUUGGCAGCCCGAAUUCCAGCCCUUUUAGGGAUCACAGGCUCCUUGACAUACUUGAACUACAGAGGACUCCACAUUGUUGGGUUCUCUGCAGUUUCGCUUGCUGCUUUCUCCUUGUUCCCCUUUGUCGUGAUGGGGAUUCUCUCCAUCCCUCGAAUUCAACCCAAGCAGUGGCUUGUGGUUGAUUUUGGUAAAGUGGACUGGAGGGGUUACUUCAACAGCAUGUUUUGGAAUCUAAAUUACUGGGACAAGGCGAGCACACUUGCUGGGGAGGUUGAGAACCCGAGUAAGACGUUCCCAAAGGCGUUGUUUGGAGCUGUGGUUUUGGUGAUGUGUUCGUACUUGAUCCCACUUCUGGCUGGGACUGGGGCUUUAACGACUCCCUGGAGCCAGUGGAGUGACGGCUACUUUGCUGAAGUUGGAUUCUUGAUUGGUGGAGCUUGGCUCAGAUGGUGGAUCCAAGCUGCUGCUGCUAUGUCCAACAUGGGGCUGUUUGAAGCUGAAAUGAGUGCUGAUGCUUUCCAACUUCUUGGGAUGAGUGAGAUUGGGAUGCUUCCAUCAGUUUUUUCUUCAAGGUCAAAGCACGGGACACCAACAAUCAGCAUCCUGUUGUCUGCUACUGGGGUGAUCUUCUUGUCAUGGAUGAGCUUUCAGGAGAUACUGGAGUUCCUCAACUUCUUGUAUGCAGUGGGAAUGCUACUGGAAUUUGCAGCAUUCAUCAAUCUGAGAAUCAAGAAGCCUGAUCUCCACAGACCGUAUAGGGUUCCACUGGGGACAUUUGGUGCAAUAAUGCUAUGCCUCCCACCUGCUGUGUUGCUUGUUCUGGUCAUGUGCUUGGCUACGUUAAGGACAUUCUUGAUAAGUGGAGCUGUUAUUGCUGUGGGUUUCAUCCUUUAUCCGACUUUGCUUCAUGCCAAAAACCGGAAAUGGGUUGAAUUCCAUGCUCAAGAACCAGCAGCCGCGGUAGCUCCUGAUGCUGUGGCCGAGCAGCAGCAGCGUCGAGAGAUUGUGGAGGAGGCUGCAGUUGGUCUGCUUGCUGAUUUGUCGUGUGUUAAGACAGAUUGAUCUGCCAUGACCCUGUGGAGCUUCUGUAGAGUUUGUAUAUUUCCGUAAUAUAUAUAUAUAUAUAUAUAUAUUUUUAAUAUAAGUCUGAUUACAAUUUGAGCGGACGGGCUCGGCUCCACUUCUAGUAGACGUUCACGAGUUUUCAUAAUUACUAGAGAGUUUACCCGCGCUACGCAGCGGCUUUUAAUGGGUUUAUGGCUUUGAUUUUUUAUUUGCAAGGCCAUAUGCAUUCUAUUUCAUCAAUAUCGUUAACUUUUAGGAAAAACUUAUCCCUAGAUAAAUAGGUUUUUCUAUA